AUGAACAACAUUCGUUAUAAGGAGGCCUUAACUACGGCCCGUGAAUGGUAUUCCGGUCUCUCAACAAAGGGGAAGAUAGCUCUCGGAUGCCUUGCCGUUGUUAAUUUGGCUUGUGCUUUUGUGGUUGUUAUCUUUCACGGACGCAUUACUGCACUUGUUCUUGACUAUGCAGAAACACUCAGACAAUCAGGGUGGCGUGGUCGUGCACUCUUUGGAGUCUUGUUGUCAGUUGUUUCCUUCCCCCCCUUGGCUGGCUUCUCAACAUUGGCUAUUCUUGUGGGGGCUGUAUAUGGAUGGAAUGGAAUUUUUCUUGUCGGAACCGUCGCGUCGGUCAUGUCAACACUGUCCAUGGUAACUUGCAGAGUUUUCCUCCAAGAGAAGGCCAAACGUCUGGUGGCUCUUCAUCCGUCUUUGCAAGUUGCAGUCUCUGCAAUCACCAACGAAAGUACAUCGUUUCUUGAAGAGACAUUUGCACUCCUACUUGUGAAGUUGAGUCCUCUUCCUUAUUCCCUCACUAAUGGAGCUCUCGCAUGUGUUCCAGGGCUUAACACAUGGACUUUCCUUAUAGCAUGUAUCAUUUCUUCGCCCAAAUACCUUCUCCAUAUCUUUAUGGGGAUCCAACUUGCAUCCAUUGGCGAAGGUACUCCAGGAUCAAUCCCAACAAGUGUCCGUCUUCUCUUUCUAAUAGGUACCGGUGCAGCCUUUGCGGCUUUGAGUGCCCUUAUAUAUAAGAGGCUCACCACUAUGGCGGCUCAGCGCGGGGAGGGCGAGGAUCAAUUUCGAGAUACUCAUGAGCCUUCAGCAAUUCCACUGUAG
Molecule: messenger RNA, 816 nt
Organism: Pichia kudriavzevii
Lineage: Eukaryota; Fungi; Ascomycota; Pichiomycetes; Pichiales; Pichiaceae
Exons: 1
Coding region: 1-816 (271 amino acids)
Biological process (GO): mitotic spindle elongation; vesicle-mediated transport
Cellular component (GO): Golgi membrane
Source: RefSeq, a predicted model, not a curated record